Molecule: messenger RNA, 576 nt
Organism: Moneuplotes crassus
Lineage: Eukaryota; Ciliophora; Spirotrichea; Euplotida; Euplotidae
Source: the annotation of a GenBank genome assembly
AUUUAAUAAUGGCAACUCCUCAGUUACACUUGAUUGGAGAGAUAAAAUCGGCUAAAAACUUUGAAAGUAACAGACUCUUCUGCAAAUGGGAGUUCAAAUAUGGAAAACAUCUCACAGUAAUUGAUGGCAAUACUGAGGGAGAAACAUUUGAAGAGGAGAAGCCUGAUAAGGAAACAGCCUUCUAUUUCGACCACCCUUUUGACAUCCACUUCAAAGUUGAAUCGAUGCGAGGAUGGCCUAAAGUAGUCGUAGAAGUAUGGGAAGUAGCUGAUGAUGGUAAGUACUUCAUCGCUGGAUACGGCACAGGAACGAUUCCAUGAUCUCCAGGCUCUCAUAAUAUUGAGAUUAAAUGAUGGCGCCCGAAAGAUCAAACAUGGUACGGGUAUUUAAGAGAGAGUCUUCUGGGAGUUAGGUCAGAACUUGCUACAAAAGAAAUGCUACUCUCUUCUAUGGAGAGAAAUCUAUUUGAGUCAGAGACUACAGGAUCAAUCACUGUUGAUAUUGGGAUUAUUGCCAAAGACUUCGAGCUUUACGGGAUCAAACUAUCAUAAUUUGUGCAAAUUUUCAAUUUCAAAU